UGUCCACAGGAGAAGGGCGGCCCACGGUCCUGAAACACUCUGUGGACGCCACCUAUGAGGAGCCGGGCCCAAGCCCUACGUACCGCAUGGAGCUCUCCAUCUUCUACGUGGUCUACUUCGUGGCCUUCCCCUUCUUCUUCGUCAACAUCUUUGUGGCCUUGAUCAUCAUCACCUUCCAGGAGCAGGGGGACAAGGUGCUGUGUGAAUGCAGCCUGGAGAAGAACGAGAACAAUUUCAUCAACCUCAGGUUUCUCCGCCUCUUCCGUGCUGCCCGGCUCAUCAAGCUGCUGCGCCAAGGCUACACCGUCUGCAUCCUGCUGUGGACCUUCGUCCAGUCCUUCAAAGCCCUGCCCUACAUGUGUCUGCUCAUCGCCAUGCUGUUCUUCAUCUAUGCCAUCAUCGGCAUGCAG
This is a messenger RNA of Callorhinus ursinus (northern fur seal), 410 nucleotides long. Its product is annotated as voltage-dependent N-type calcium channel subunit alpha-1B-like. The record is from RefSeq and is a predicted model, not a curated record. NCBI's taxonomy places the organism in Eukaryota, Metazoa, Chordata, Mammalia, Carnivora, Otariidae. Gene Ontology annotation, biological process: calcium ion import across plasma membrane; chemical synaptic transmission. Gene Ontology annotation, cellular component: neuronal cell body; voltage-gated calcium channel complex; membrane. Gene Ontology annotation, molecular function: high voltage-gated calcium channel activity.